Molecule: messenger RNA, 4468 nt
Organism: Conger conger (European conger)
Lineage: Eukaryota; Metazoa; Chordata; Actinopteri; Anguilliformes; Congridae
Product: relaxin receptor 1-like
Exons: 18
Coding region: 6-2291 (761 amino acids)
Biological process (GO): G protein-coupled receptor signaling pathway
Cellular component (GO): membrane
Molecular function (GO): protein binding; G protein-coupled receptor activity
Source: RefSeq, a predicted model, not a curated record
GUAACAUGUUAGCUUUAAUUGUAAGCUUCCUGAUUACCAACAGUUUUUUAUGCAGAGUGACAGUUACUUCAACCUCAUUCAAUGUCCCAGAGAAAAAGUCCAACUGUCCUCUUGGUUAUUUCCCAUGUGGAAACUUGACCAAAUGCCUCCCACAACUCCUGCACUGCAACGGCGAGGAUGACUGUGGCAACCAGGCAGACGAAGAAAACUGUGGAGAUAACAAUGGAUGGCCUAAUCUGUUUGACAAAUACUUUGGAAUCCUCAAUAAUGAAUUUGGAACCAAGUCCAACAAAUGCUUGCUCGGGGCCAUCCCUGACUCCUGCUUAUGCAGGAGCCUGGAGCUCGACUGUGACGGCGCCCUCCUCCGAAACGUCCCAAGAGCUUCCACAAACGUCACUAUGAUGUCUCUACAAAGAAACAGGCUGAAGAAACUCAAUGCUGAUAUAUUCUAUAAGUACCAGAAUCUACAGAAACUAUAUCUUCAGCACAAUAGGAUUCGAGUUGUGAACCCACGUGCAUUCAGGGGACUGUAUAAUUUAACCAGACUAUAUUUGAGCUACAAUAAGAUAUCCGUUUUAAAGCCAGGGGUGUUUCAGGAUCUUUAUAAACUUGAAUGGUUGAUACUGGAAAAUAACAAAAUCAACCAGAUUUCCUCUCUGACAUUCUCUGGGUUACGCUCACUGGUCCUUUUGGUACUCCUUAAUAAUGCUCUCAGUCAACUGCAUGACAAGACAAUCUGUCUGGAGAUGCCUAGACUGAACUGGCUUGAUAUGGAAGGAAAUCAGAUUGAGAGUGUUGGGAAUGUGACUUUCUCUUCUUGCAAAAUGCUGACAGUGCUGGUUCUACAGCGAAACCGAAUCAGUCGCUUGCAUGAAAAUGCUUUCUCACCGCUACAGAAACUUGGAGAGCUUGAUUUGUCAAAUAACCAGAUCAAAUCAAUUCCCCCAAAUCUAUUUGUUGAUCUUGGUGAACUUCUACAGCUGAAUAUUUCCUAUAACCCCAUUCUCCAGUUGCAAAUGGACCACUUUGAUAACCUGCAUAAAUUAAAAUCAUUAAGCAUAGAGGGCAUAGAGAUUGGCCACAUACAGAGACGAAUGUUUGAACCUCUGAAGAACCUGACACACAUAUAUUUUAAGAAGUUCCAGUACUGCGGCUACGCUCCGCAUGUGCGCAGCUGCAAGCCGAACACUGACGGCAUCUCAUCCUUUGAGAAUCUGCUGGCCAACAUCGUGCUCAGAGUCUUCGUCUGGGUGGUCUCAGCCACCACCUGCUUCGGAAACAUCUUCGUUAUUUGCAUGCGAUCAUAUAUCAGAUCUGAAAACAAGCUACACGCCAUGUGUAUCAUAUCUCUGUGUUGUGCGGACGGUCUGAUGGGCGUGUACCUGUUUGUAAUCGGCGCCUUUGACCUGAAGUUCCGGGGCGAGUACAACCGGCACGCCCAGUCGUGGAUGGACAGCCUCCAGUGCCAGGUGGUGGGCUCCCUGGCCAUGCUCUCCACGGAGGUGUCCGUCCUGCUGCUCACCUACCUGACCCUGGAGAAGUACGUGUGCAUCGUGUACCCCUUCCAGUACCUGACCCCCGGGCGCUGCCGCACGGUCAGCAUCCUGGUCUCCAUAUGGGUGCUGGGCUUCGUCAUCGCCUUCUUCCCCCUGGUCGGGAAGGGCUUCUUCCGCAACUUCUAUGGCACCAACGGGGUGUGUUUCCCCCUGCACUCCGAGCAGCCCGAGACCAUAGGGGCACAGGUGUACUCCAUCGUCAUAUUCCUGGGCUUGAAUUUGGUGGCCUUUCUUAUUAUAGUGUUCGCCUAUGGAAGCAUGUUUUACAACAUCCAGAAGACAGGCACGAGAGCAACAGAGUACAGCAACCACAUUAAAAAGGAGGUGACCAUUGCUAAGCGCUUCUUUUCCAUCGUGAUCACAGACUCGCUCUGCUGGAUACCCAUUUUUGUGCUAAAGAUUUUAUCUUUGACGCAGGUGGAAAUACCAGGCACGAUCAGUUCUUGGGUGGUGAUCUUCAUCCUUCCGAUCAACAGCGCGCUCAACCCAAUCCUGUACACUCUCACCACACGCCCAUUCAAGGAGACCCUUCUCCAAGUGUGGAUCAACUACAGGCAGAGGAGGCCUCUGUCCCACUCCCAGCCGGCCUACACUCCCUCCUUCACCUGGCUGGAAAUGUGGCCCGUCCCGGACUCCGGCCCAGGACUGUCCUCGCCCGAGUACCUGGCCCACCCUUCCCAAAUGUCCUCCAGGAGGUCCGAGCUGCUGCCCACCAAGAGCAGGAACGCCAUGUGACUCCGUCUGACUGACUAGCAGACAGCAAAACAGGCAUAGGUUUUUCUGAUAUGUCACUUUUAUGCUAUCUUCCAUGAAUAACUUUUGAAACAUUAUAGAAAACAAUCAUUCGUGCCCUCCAAAAUGUUUGGGACAAAGACCCAUUAUGUCUUGAUUUGCCUCUACUUUGCCACAAUUUUAAAUUUGCUCAGGGGUGUUUAUUUAAUGUAGGUAUAAGCAAUAUGAGGACCAAAGUUGUGCCAAUGAAAGUCAAAGAAGCCAGUAUGAGACUGAGAAACAAGAAUAAAAUGGCUAGAGACAUCGGCCAAACAUUAGGCUUACUAAAAAUCAACUGUUUAAAAGAGAAUUAAGGAGAAAGAGAGCACUGGUGAGCUUACUAAUAGGCCAAGGGACCGGUAGGCCAAGAAGACCUCCACAGCUGAUGACAGGAGAAUUUGCUACAUGAUAAAGAACAGAAAUAUUCUUCAGGAGUCCAGUGUGGAUGUGUGAAUGACCACUGUCUGCAGAAGACUUCCUGAACAGAAAUACAGAGGCUACACUGCAAGAUGCAAACCACUUGUUAGCCACAAAAACAGGAUGGCCAAAGUAGUUUGCCAAGGAGUACUUAAAAGAGCAACCACAGUUCUGGAAAAAAGGUCUUGUAGACAUAUGAGACAAAGAUGAACUGAUAUCAGAGUGAUGGCAAGAGCAAAGUCCUAAAAAACAAACACAUCCUAUCUGUUCAAGUUCAAGCUAAUGCCCCAAAAUGAGCCAAUGAGUUUCAUUUGACAGCAACACAAUGAUCCCAAACACAUUGCUAAAGUUUAAAGCUUUUAGUUUUUCAAACUAAAAAAUUGUCAGUUCUUGAGUGGCCAAGUCAAUCAUUCGAUCUGAACCCAAUUGAGCAUGCCUUUCAUGUGAUGAAGAGAAAACCUUAGGGGACUUAAUGAUAUUUAAUUUGCAUAACAUUGCUGUGUCCCUAACAUUAUGGUGCCCUGAAAUGGGGGGACUAUGUCUAAACACUGCUGUAAUUUGGUGAAACCAAAAUGUUUUAGAAUGCUGACAAUUAUUUCAAAUCUGACAUUGUGGAGUACAGAGGCAAAUAAAUGAUGGGUCUUUGUCCCAAACAAUACAGAGGACACUGUAUAUAAAGAAUUGAGAUUAUAUACUGCAAACAGCCUUCACAUUGAUAGUUUGGUUAUUCUGCAACACUUCAACAGCUGAUGUUGCAUAUUGUUCCAUAAAAUAUGUAGUGUUGGCAGUGGGAGAUCUGAUGCCUGUUAAGUUGCAUCAAGUGUAGCACAGAAUUACACGUUAGUUAAAUAAUCCAUCUUUGAUUUCAGUGGAGGUUGUUCUUAUUUAGUGUACAAGAUUACACUAAGAUUACUCAUAUGUUGUGUUAAACCACUGAUGCAUUUACACCAAGAAGGCUGGCCAUUCUGCAAGCAAACCAAUGCAUGAGUUCUCACAAUGACAAAUUGUCCAGUCUAUGAUGAGUGUUUUGCCAAUAUAAAGUAACUCUCCCAUUAUUACAUCUAAAUGAACAGAAAUAUCCCCACCAUUUACAAAGUAGAGAGGAGAGACCUUGUGAAGAAUUUAGAUGGCACUGGUCUGCAUUAUGAAGACAGGUUGACUGUCUCAAAAUUACAUGUAUUUACUCUGAAAAGGACAAGGUCCUUGAGCAUAAAGUUAGAUAUGCUAAGAAUACAUUUUAUUAAGACCCAUGACUAAACAAGAGUACAAAUGAAUGUGAAAGGAUGCAUCAUUGAUGAGGUUAUGAAAAAAGUAUUUGUUCUGCUAAAUGCAAUAUAUAGACAUGGGAUGAACUUCUGAAAGUUUCAUAUUUUGUAUGCAUUCGUAGGACUAUUUUCCAGUAUUGUACUUAUGGUAUGGAUUUCAUUAUUGAUGUUGUCCCCACAUUUAUCAGGUUUUCAUCCUGGGGUAUAUGAGCCUGUGAUGCUUUCGGAAGGCGCUCAGACAUCAGUAGUCCAAAAAAAAAAAAAUAUAUAUAUAUAUAUAUAUAUAUAUAUAGCUCAUAUAUAUCUUUUUAGCUCAUAUCAUAUUAAAAUGUACUUCAUAUAUAUAUGAAGAACAUUUUAAUAUGAUAUGGUAUAUGGUCUUUCUGGAAUAUGAAAUUGUGAAAUUUAGAAUGCAAUUUAACAAUUUGUCACACAUGAAUAAAAUCAUAUUUACAAGCA